AUGACCUACGAUAAACAAAAUACUGGCAGUCUCGCCAAACCAUUUACACCCACCCUCAGCGCUACAUUUCAUCGGAGUAACAAGGCUCCGCUCACCCCAAAACUUGCAAGUCCAAAUCCAGGUCCAGGUUCAGGUCCAGGACUUCCGCGCCGCCUGGCACAUUCCGACCACCCCUAUUCCACCCCCUCCAAAGACGACUCCCCCGCGGUCCCGACCUUUCUAAGCGCCAAUAUCACUCCACGAUCUGGCCCUCGAACAACCCGGCGAGAUGGCGCAUUUUACUCCCCCACAAAUAUCUCACAUGCCCCGUCUCCCUCUCCACAUGCACCUUACUCCCAGUCAACAAUCGGUUACGGCCGUCGAGACCGCAGUCCGGCUCGCGGGAUCAAGCCGGAACAAUCCCGAAGUAUGAGGGCGAAGACCUUGACGGCAGAGAAUCAGCCUUUAUCACGUCCCGAUUCCUUCUCGGAUAUGACAUCGGGAACUCCGCUGUUCUUCUAUGCGUCCGAUGCACGAUCAUCUCAUCCUUCUGAGCCGCCAGAUGCCCCUCGCCCUAGGGCCCAGGGAAAAAUAUCCCCAGCCUCCAGCUUCAUAUAUGCAAACGGAGACCAAGAGCGAAAUUCACCAGGGGAACAGUCGAAUGGUACAUCCACUUCUGCCAAACGUCGAUCGAGCGGUAUUUCACGCCCUCUCCCCGCCAGCAAACCAACAUCUUCCUGCUCACGCCUGAGUUCUCCUGGUCUUUCAGAUGUGGCUUCACACCCGCCGGACGAUCUCAGGUUGCCAUAUAUCGUCAGCGCCGAGAAUGGACUAGGAAUUCCCCCCCGUUUUGGCUCACCAUCGUCCAGUUUAAUCGACGAGAAACCCAGACUGCAACCGAUCCGACAUACCAAGUCCUCAAGUGUCGACUCAGGUCUCCAUGGCAAUUAUUCACAAGAAAGCUUGCGAGCAAGUCCAUUCAUCCUAUCCGGGAGCUAUGUUGCUGAAGGAACAGCGUCCGUGAUGUCUGAACAGAUCAUCACCCUUCGCCCUCGGAUCUUAAGCAAUGUAUCCACCACCUCAACUGAUACUUACCCUUCGGCACCGCUCAGUCCCGGAAAAUCCGACGGUCCGAGCGAGGCAGCUCUCAAUGCGCGUACCGAGCGCAAGAUCAUGGACUUGGAAAUCAGUAACUCUUCACUACUAGCCAUCAAUCGUACCCUGGAGCGUGAAAUGCGGCAACAGAAAGCAGAGCUUCGGCGGUUCCGGCGACUGAGCCGAUCGGGGCGGAUUUCAAUGGCACCUUCCACCCGUUCCUCCGGAGCGGCACUAUCAGUAACUAGUGAACUGGAUGAAGGUGGAAGCGAGAUCCCCAACCAGUCACAAGAUGAUAUGUCCGACAUCAGCGACGAGGAUUCAACAGCGGACGAAAGCAUCUCGAGUCCAGGCUCGCUGGUCGAGCAUGAUUCCAAGCACCGUGUCAGUGAUGAAAAACACGUCAUGCUCGACUUGGCGCGACAUCAGGAGGUGUUGGUGGACAGCCAGAGAAUGAACCGAAGCCUCAAGCGCUGUCUCGGAUGGACCGAAGAACUCAUAAAGGAAGGACAGAGAGCCCUUGAGUACAAUGUCCACGUUCAAGACGUUGAGCUGGGUGGCCGAGUUCUAGCGCCUGAAGAGUUGGGUGAAGUUGCUGAGAGUGGCCGUGGUCUUUUGAGCUCUUCAACCGACUAUAACGCCGUCUUUUCUCCCGUGGAAGCUUAUGAAUUGUCAUCUGUUGAAUCGCCAUCUAUUGGAACACUAUCUCCUACACCCUCUAUAUCUGCUGAUCCGAGUACAUGA
Messenger RNA from Penicillium digitatum Pd1, 1818 nucleotides. NCBI's taxonomy places the organism in Eukaryota, Fungi, Ascomycota, Eurotiomycetes, Eurotiales, Aspergillaceae. The record is from RefSeq and is a predicted model, not a curated record.